Ilex paraguariensis (yerba mate) is the source of this 654-nucleotide messenger RNA. The record is from the annotation of a GenBank genome assembly. Lineage: Eukaryota; Viridiplantae; Streptophyta; Magnoliopsida; Aquifoliales; Aquifoliaceae.
AUGGCCAUAUUUUCACCCUCUUCUACUGUCUCUCCAAAACCUCACAAUGCUCUUCCUCUUCACGAGCUUUUGCUCCUUUCGCCUUCUCCUCUCAGAAGAUCAAAGACCCGUCUCUCGGAGAGGGUUGAAAUGGCUGAAGAGGCCGUUGAGCCAAAUGGAGCACGUAAGAAAUGCAAGAACAGAAAUGCUGCAAUGGGUUUGGUGGGUUGUGCUUCUCCGAGGAAUGGUCGGAGAUCGAGGAAAAAGUUGGAGCAUGAGAUAAGGGAAGAGAAGGAUUUGGGAAUGGUGGAAGAGAUGGGUAAGGCUAGGAAAAGAAGGCAUAGUGGUCGGUCCAAGAAGGAAAAACUGAGCUUGGUACUUUCAAUUCCAUCUCCAAAAGCACAAGAUGGUUAUGAGUAUAAUCUUGACCAAAUGGGGCAGCUGAUAACUGAUCUGAUUAUGUGGAAAGAUGUUGCAAAAUCAAGCCUUUGCAUUUUCUCAGCGAUUUCUCAGUUGGGACUCCUUUUUUUGGCAUUCAUAUCUAUUGUAAUAAUUCGAUACUAUCGACAACACUCAGAAUCAAAAGUUGAAGAAGAGGUAGCAGAAAAGGGUGAAGAAGAAGAGCAGCAACAACAGCAAGCACUGGUUGCGGUAGAGAGUGGAUCCCAAAAGUAA